CUGAAGAUCCCUGACAUGAGAACAGCUAUGGAAAUCCUCAAGCGUUGGGGGCUUGGAACCAAAGGUCUGAAGAGCAAAAACAUGGCAAUAGAACUUAUCAUGGAUCACUGGAAGAAAAAUGAGUCAACUUUGCCGACAGAAGCGCCGAAAAAGGAUCGUAAUGGUCUUCACGAUGCAAUUGCCAACGACAUCCAAUACAGGAAGAAGUUAAGAUCUUUCUAUGAUCAGCUUGUAGAAUAUGUCAACACACUUCCCAACAACUACCGUCGGGAUCUGGAAAGUGUUUUCCCCAAUCUUUUAAAUGAUGUCGAAGAGAGAAAACGUGAAGUAGCGUCACCAUCUUGCACCAUCCUUGUUGCUGGCGAGACAGGCGCAGGAAAAAGCAGUUUCCUCAAUCUGAUACUGCAGGCUGACCUGUUACCUACGAAACAGCUGAGAUGUACAACGACUAUUGUAGAAAUAAGAAAAAGUUUGGACGAGAAAAAAGUUGCCAGAAUACACUACAAAGUCCAGGAGGGGGAACGAAAACAGAGACCACCAACUGACAUAAUCAUGGAAACAGAGAAUGAUAUACGCGAGGUCCAAGCAAGAAUGUGUUUCGAAGAAGAUGGGGAAACGCCAUAUGAAAAGAUUGAAAUCGCAUGGCCCUUCCCUGCCCUCGAAGAUGGAAUCGUGCUUGUGGACACGCCUGGGAUUGGAGAACGGAGACAAAUGACAAAAUUAGUUGAGAAGUAUCUCACAAAGUCCUUUGGAUUCAUCUACAUUCUAAACACCGCGAACGCUGGAGGAGUUCAGAAGGGAAGGUUGCGUGACUUCCUAAGAAUCUAUGUGGCUGCUGCUGAGGAGGAUCACAAUCCCUCUGCGACAAUGUUCAUCGGUAACAAGUGGGACCAGGUCCCAGACAGGGAUAAAACAGAAGUUGCGGAUGGGAUUUUCACCAAGUUGGAAUCGUGCUAUCCUGGACUACGGAGAGACCAGAUUUAUUACAUCUCUGUAACAGAUUCUCAAAAAGCAUCUGACUAUGGUGGAAUGUCAGCCCCCCACGUCGAAAUGUUGCAAGGAAUGGAGCGCUUUCUACCAGCAAGUUUGAGGAACAAAUUGAACGUUCAUUAUAGAUUCAUUUCCCAAGUUCUGAAGCGUUCCUUGUAUUCUGUCAAAGUUGCAAAAGGUAUGGCAGUCCAAGGAAUGGAAAAGAAUAAGGAACGCAUCGAACACAUCAAACGCCAGAUGGAUAGGCUCGAACGUGACGCUAGGUACAGCCUUUCAGAACUGCGACGAGAACUUGAUGAUGAGGUUGAAAGCCUGUACAAAGAAACAGCAAAUUAUCUCAGAUCAAAGCAAUUCUUUGAGCGAGUUUUCCAUUGGGCGGAGACUGAUUGCGCCCGGGUUAGUAAAGAGUGGAAUAGGACAGCGUCAGAAGCUAACGAAAGAAUUGCGAGUCGCGUAGCAUCUGAGAUCAACAUUUGGGAAAGAGACAGGAAGAUUACAGCCACCAUCAAACAGAAAAUCAUUAAAAAGUUUAAGAAAGAUUUCGAACUUAUGGAAAGUCAAAUUCAGCAGAUUGAAGGUGUAUUACUGGAUGGCGAUACUCGAGCUGUGACCGACCUCCACAAAUCAAUGAAGAGGCAGGCCCCUGUCAAACAGAUUUGGAAGAAGGCUAAAGCUGGAGACGAGGAUGAUGGCGGUGUGAAAGGCCUUGGAGGAGUAGUCAGCAGUGUUGGAUCAAUCGGAUCAGACAGGACCGCCAAAGCUAUAUUCAGAAGUUACAAAGCAGAUUCAGCUGCUGUUAAAAUGUCCGACGCUACCGAGAAAUUCAUCCAAAGCAUUUUCGAGAGAGAUGAAUUGAAGAAAAACCUAAGGCGAUUCAUCGGGAAAUUUUUGAAGGGAAUUGAUAGCAUUGCUAGAAUGAUUCCUGAAUUCGUCAAAGCUGAUACACAGCUCAUAAAUAGAAUUUCAAGUGAAAUGGACAACAUGGAAGAUAAUUUGCGAAACGUGUUCCCAAAACUUCUUCGACACAGCUCUUCAUUACAAGGACAGCUUGACAUGUUCUUCGUACACACCAUAAUGGAAAGAGACUUCCGCUUGAGAGAUGUAGAGUACAGCAAAGCGGAUUUACUGGGAAGUGGAUCGUUUGCCGACGUCUACAAAGCCAAGCUUAAGGUCACCAAACCCCCUAUAACCGUCGCUUUGAAGGUGUCAAAGGAUGCACUGAAAGAAAACAAUGUGACGGACAUUCUGCUGGAGGACAGAACAUCCAGAGACCUGAAGCAUCCAAAUGUUGUUCACUACUACGGAGCAGUAUUGAGGAUGGAUGGAACAGGAAAACACAGUAAGGUGUAUUGGAUUAUGGUACUGGAGUACUGCACCGAUACUCUGAAAUCCAUAUUCAUUGAUGGUGACUUCAGAAACCCAGGAAAGUGUCCUGUCUACUCAGAACAGGUAGAAACCAUUGAGAACAUGGCCAGAUACUUCGUACAGAUUUGCGAGGGAGUUGACUACUUUCACCGAAAGGGACUUGUACAUCGGGACCUGAAAUUAGAAAACAUCCUGAUUGAUACCAAGAACAACGUCAAGUUGACUGACGUUGGUUUGACGAAAGAAGCGAAGGCCAUCUCUGGAAGCAUUGUGGGAAGUCCUGUUUAUAUGGCACCGGAAGUCCUCAACUCUGAAGGCGUCUACGACAGGAAGGCAGACAUCUACAGUCUCGGCAUCAUUUUGUGGGAGAUGUGGUACGGAUUAGAUGCAGCAGAGCAUAUCCAACAGCAUCUAUUUGGAUCAUUGGAAAAGGCUGUAAAGCAGGGCUUACGGCCUUCGCUCUCAAUCUCAAGCAAGCCUCCAGAGGAUUUGGAAAAUCUCAUCAAACGCUCGUGGGAAUUUUCACCUAAAUUACGACCAGAGGCCAGCGAAUUGAGAGAUUUUUUCAUGAAGUUUCUUCCCAAAUGA
This is a messenger RNA of Ylistrum balloti, 2943 nucleotides long. RefSeq lists its product as uncharacterized. The transcript has 10 exons. Gene Ontology annotation, molecular function: ATP binding; protein kinase activity. Gene Ontology annotation, biological process: protein phosphorylation. NCBI's taxonomy places the organism in Eukaryota, Metazoa, Mollusca, Bivalvia, Pectinida, Pectinidae. Bases 16 to 2943 code for a protein of 975 amino acids. The record is from RefSeq and is a predicted model, not a curated record.